GAUGCAAAAAAAUAGUAAAUUAGAUUAUUGGUUUUCCGUUUCCUAGUUCAUACUUCAAUAUCAGCCUUCAUUUAUAACUUGAGGCCGCAGAUAUUCCUGAGCUUCGUUUCCAAGACUACGAGAUAUGCCGUCUCCACAUCUGCAACAAUUUUAUAACGACAAGCGAAGUUUCAGUCAAUAUCGCGAUGGUGGAUAUUCACAAAACGAAGCAGAAGCUUCAAGAAUAAACCAUGGCUCGCAGACCCGGGGCACAAAAACUCCCAAUCUAUCCCAGGGACCAAAUACAGAGAGGGAGGAGACGACAAACGAUGUUAACGAAGUAAUAAAGAGACGUCAUGUAGUCAACAAAGAAACCGACGAAAUUAUUCAAUUGCUGAAUAAGAAGGUGGAUACUUGCAAAGAGCAAAACGUUGCUUUGGAAACUAAGGUGAAUGAUCAAGACGCUGAAAUUGAGAGAUUGAAUGCGGAAAACACCAGGUUGCGAGAAGAAAAUAAUCCGCAAAAUUUGAGAAAGAAAGUCUCCUAUUUGGAGGAGCAGCUCGAACACAGAAAGGCUGAGAUCGGGGAGGCGAGAAGGGAAAAAUCCAAUUUGCAAGGCCUGCUCCGUAAUGAAAAGGCUAAGACUGAGGCAAAAAUCUCAGAGGCAGACAAAUUGGAAAAAGAGAAGGCCAAGCUAGCCCAAGAUUACCAAGCCCUGCUGGCGAAUGUUACAAGUUUGAAAGCAGAAGCACAAAUAGCGAAGAUCGAGCUGUCUACGUUAGAAAAUAGUAAACUUCCCGAAAUGGAUGCUGUGAAGCAAGGUCUUGAAAGAGACCUAGACGAAGCGAAUCGAAACUUAAGCUCUGAGGUCAAGAAUGGCGAAAGUCUACAAUCAAAACUUACUGCUGAAAUCGCCAGAGCCCAGGAACUGGGGGAAGAAAAGAAAAGGCUGGAAUCGGAGUUGGAGGACGAGAAAAAGCAGCUAGAUGUACUUCGUGAAUCCAUCAGAGCGAUUGCAGCGUUUGGGAAUGUGAACCGCUAGCUAGCUGGGUCCACUUGAGAAUUCAGUUUACUAACAAGAAGUGGGAGUUAUAUCAGUCAAAAGAAAGUAGUCAGUCAUCAAUAGCCUUGAGAGUCUGCUCCAAUGACCACGACUUUUAUUUCAAUUCUUUUGUGACCCA
This is a messenger RNA of Botrytis cinerea B05.10, 1160 nucleotides long. RefSeq lists its product as hypothetical. The transcript has 2 exons. The coding region runs from base 125 to 1021 and encodes 298 amino acids. The record is from RefSeq and is a predicted model, not a curated record. NCBI's taxonomy places the organism in Eukaryota, Fungi, Ascomycota, Leotiomycetes, Helotiales, Sclerotiniaceae.